Molecule: messenger RNA, 1602 nt
Organism: Symbiodinium necroappetens
Lineage: Eukaryota; Dinophyceae; Suessiales; Symbiodiniaceae
Source: the annotation of a GenBank genome assembly
AUGUCGGAUGACACCGUCGUGGUUGCACCUUACGCGGUUGUGCUACAUGUACACGACGCUUUACCAGAGGUGAGCACCGAGGAUCUGGGUGAAGAGAUCUCAAAGCCGGUGCCAGAAGAGCGCGACCCUGUCCAGGCCCAGAAGGCGCCAAAAGCAGGAGUGGACUACCACCGGGUCAUCGCUGAGCAUUUCAGCACGAUGAACUUGACGUCACCGACAGUCCAAAGGGUGACGUCCAGCCAUCACGUUUUGAGGUGCUUUGGGCAAGCCUUGCGACAAAAAGUCGUGGGAGAGGUUUACCAUUUCAGCAAACCCGCCGUCAGAAUUCCCCAGUUUGUUUCACACAGUUGGCAUGGGCCGGCGUGGAAGAAGAUCGCUUCCCUCUUCGUGCUGAAGAACGGUCCUGCAGCGAUGGCUUCUGGAAGCUUCUUGGCAUUGGUCAUGGUGGUACUCAGCAGCCUCAACAUCUUGCCUGGCUAUGACCGGCUACCAAUGCUCGAGCAGGAUCGAACCUAUGUUUUCGGACCUUGGGGGAUUUGCAUUGGUAUGCUGAUCGCAUGUCUGGUCAUCACUUUUCGUGAACCUCGUGACCAGGUCUUCGUAGACGUGCUCUGCAUCCAUCAGACUGACUGGCGUCUGAAGUUGGAAGGUGUGCUGAACAUCUGUGCCUUCUUAAAGAAUUCCGACUCUAUGUUGGUGUUGUGGGACCCCAGCUACGUUGAGAGGCUUUGGUGCGUCUUCGAAUUGGCUGCCUUCCUGAAAAGCCGCGAGAGCGGGAGAGCGACGAAGCUGUUUAUUAGACCUACAAUUCUGGGAACCAGCUCGAUAGCAUCUUGCUUCGGUCUCUUUGCCAUGCAGCUGGCUCAUACUGCUGUUCCAUGGGCCAAUGCCUAUUAUGGAACCUUUUUCUUCUCGGUGUUCUGCUGGAUUGGGUGUUAUUCGAUCGUCUGCGUUUGGCGGCGCCACUACAGACAGAUUGACAACCUGAAGACCCAACUGCAGAAUUUCACCAUUAGCAAAACGAAAUCGAACUGUUGCGAGAGAGGCCAUGUGGAUGCACAGGGCCGAAAGCUUCCUUGCGACAAGGCAGUGCUUACUGCAUGCGUCCGGCAGUGGUUCGGCUCUGUUGAUGCGUUCGAGGAUAAUGUCAGGUCCGGCGUGGCGGCCGCGUUGUCAGAAGGAUUGGGGAAGGGAGGAUUUCCUUAUCCUUACGUGCUUGCUGCCGCAGCACCCACCUUAUGGGGUCAGGGCGACUUUACUGCCUCCCGGCUGCGGGAGCGCGAGUUCUACUACGCCGGCGUCACCGCCAUCAUCGGCCUUGCCUACUGGCUCGCCGCAAUUCCCUUCCUCUUCGCUUGCGGUGGGCUCAUCGUGCACAAGUUCCGCCACAGGUACAGUCCCUGCCUUGAUACGCUGGUGCCCGUCUUCGCUGCCUCGUUUCUGACCCUGGUUGCCGGCAAUGGCAUGUUCGUCUUGCUGAUGGGCCUACAGGCGAUGCUCGAUGACAUGCUGGCCGCAGUGCUUUGGGCCUUCGUCAUGUCUUCUUCGGCCCUGCUCGCCUGGCGGCUGCGCUCAUCUUAUGCUGAGCAGCUUGGGCUCUAG